GCUUGACGCAGCUGGUUUACUUCUGGCUUCGUGGCUCAUUGAAUUCAUCAGCUCACGUUUUAUUUAUCGAUAACGUCAAAGUGCAGAAGUGAAAAAUGUCGCGUUUAUUAGCAGCACUUGUGGCUGCAGCGCUGCUCAGCUCGGGGGCUUUUGGUAAAACUGUAACAGGACUUUUUCAGAGCGAAGCAGCGAGACAGCAGAAUGGCCAAUUCAUCACUAAAUUCAUGUACCAAGGUGAGAAGGGUCUGCUGGUGUGCAGGUUGGACAACUCUGCUCUGGCCGUGGAGAAGGAGUCCAGGCUGCUGCUCUAUCAGGAUAUGGGCUCAGAGCUGGACAACCUCAGCUGCUCCGAGAGGCUCGCUAAAGCUUACUACACCAUUUCUCUCAGUGAAGAAGAACACAACCAGACGAUCCCUCGUCAGUCGUCUCCGACAGCCUGGCAGGCCCUGUACGCUGACAGAUACACAUGUCAGGAAAGCGCCGUGAUUCCUUCUCUCGCUGAUCUGAGUUUUACCGUCUUGUUGUUCAACGCCGACUCGGCUGGGAAUCCUCUGGAGCACUUCAGCGCGCAGGAGGCAGGUCUCCAUAGCUUCUACUUCCUCCUGCUGCUGGCUUACUUCAUCGCCAGCUGUAUCUACGUGCAGCCUCUGUACCAGGCCCUGAAGAAAGGAGGUCCCAUGCACACCGUGCUCAAAGUGCUGACCACGGUGCUGGCCCUGCAGGGCUGCUCCGCCCUCUGCAACUACAUCCACCUGGCCAGGUAUUCCAGAGACGGUGCUGGUAUUCCUCUGAUGGGCAGUCUGGCAGAGUUCUGGGAUAUGGUGUCCCAGGUGUCCAUGCUGUACAUGUUGCUGAGUCUGUGUGUGGGCUGGACCCUGAGCCGGGGCAGGAAGCCUCAGUCCAGACCGCUGCAGUGGGAGCAGUCACGCACCUCCACGGCUGUCGCUGUGGGCGGAGUCGUCAUACAGGGAGCGUUGCUGCUGUGGGAGCAGUUCUCCGAGUCAGAGAAUGAACAUCACAGCUACCACGCCCAGCAGAGCCUGGCAGGGCUGCUCCUCAUGGCUCUGAGGGUCUGCCUGGCCCUCCUGCUGGCCUCCGUCCUCUACCAGAUCAUCUCUACUGAGAGGAGCACCCUGAAGAGAGACUUCUACCUCUGCUUCGUCAAGGGAUGCUUCCUGUGGUUCCUCUGCCAUCCGGUCCUCUUCCUCAUGUCGUCCAUCUUCAACGAGCACCAGAAGGAGAAGGUGGUGACUAUCGGUGUGAUCCUCUGCCAGUCCAUCUCCAUGGUGAUCCUCUACCAGCUCUUCCUGUCUCGCUCACUCUACUGGGAGGUCUCCUCUCUGUCCUCCGUGUCUCUGCCCCUCACCAUGUCCAGGACCAACCACAGGGGGCGCUACUGAGGACAUCCACUGUCACGCUUCUGAGCGAGGGGAGAGCACGCCACGACACAAAGGCUUCACUGCUCUGAACGCUGCGUCGGAUGAGGCAGAGCUCCUGAUGAUAUGAAACCGUGCUGAGCAGGUCAGGACUGUCACAGCAACACCCUACCUCUAGAUACAUCGGUAUUGCUGAGCAGAAGGAAAGAUGGUUUGAACUUCAGAAUGGAAAAUGACAUGCUGGAUGCCAGAACUAAAGGCCAAAGUACAAUUUCAGAACAGACAGGCCAAGGACGCAUCUACAAAUGGAUCAAAGACUCGCGAAGGAACACAGAUGCAAUCUUUGCGCUCUUGGCUUUGAUAAUCACUAUUAUUUUUAAAGAAAACACUCAGCACAGGGAAGCGUUACAUGUGUCAGAUUUAGGGCUGCAGGGAUGAAGUGUUACUGACAGGAUCAAAUUGCCAAAGAUAGAUUUAAGUAGGAGUUUUGUCUUAGAGACGUGUUCACCAAAUGCAAAGCAAAAUUGUGCACAAAAUGUGUGAUGUGAAUCCCAUAUAUUUAAAACUUUUGUAUAAAAUGUUUCAAUUUGAGCGAUAAAUUCACUGUGUCAUAGCCCUGAUCAAUCCCAACUCCUUUAAGAAAACAAGCAUUUUAAGAGUUGCGAUAUUUCAGCAUCAUUUUGAAUUAUUAUUGCAAUUGCACUGUGGGUUCAAUUGCUUUGCAUUUGUUGUAAACGCAGCAUAAGGCUGGACUUUUGCAAUCAUUUUCUUAAUGGUCAACAAGUCCCAUGAAAAACAACUGCAUUUUCUGACUUUUCAGCCCAGACUGAUAAUGUAAAAUAUUCCAAAUGUGUCAAAAAUACAGUUUCAUUUUCAGAAAAGGCUCAGUAAUUCCUUAAACACUGUAGGCACUGUAGUUUUUAGAAAAUGCUGCUUAAACGGGAGGAAAUUGUGCAUUUUGGGAGACUAUUUUCAGCUGCGGAUUAAGUCACAUUUGUUGCAUGUGUGGGUGUGUUUAUGGUAAUGAAGCAGCAAUAUUUCUAAUGAAUGAGUAAUAAGAUAUACAAGCACUGGCUAAACAGAUAAUGCAUUGUUAGUUUUCAUGGGAUUUAUUUCCAAUAAGAGAAUUGAUUAGUGUAGGUGAAUGGAUCAGUAUGUGGUGAGAUUGAUAUGUUACUAUGGAAACACUGAAGAAGGGACAGGUGGAAGGAUGGAUACUGUUUGGACAGAUGGUUACAGGAUGUGGACAGGUUAACAAAAUUAUUUUUAGUCGCCAUAAUAAAAAGGAUUAGCGCACUUUUGUGUUUGCACAUCCAAAGAGCCAAAAGAUAAGUGUGUGCUUCCUGCACAUCACUGAUCAAGCUGUACUUUGAGUUAUUUUUUCACUCUCGACAUGAAUUACUGAGCUGACAGCAUGUGAAAUCAUAUAAACUGUAUGUAGCUGGAGACACACUGCAUGACUUC
Molecule: messenger RNA, 2840 nt
Organism: Centropristis striata (black sea bass)
Lineage: Eukaryota; Metazoa; Chordata; Actinopteri; Perciformes; Serranidae
Gene: gpr180
Product: G protein-coupled receptor 180
Exons: 10
Coding region: 96-1400 (434 amino acids)
Biological process (GO): G protein-coupled receptor signaling pathway; response to pheromone
Source: RefSeq, a predicted model, not a curated record